This is a messenger RNA of Podospora anserina S mat+, 1614 nucleotides long. RefSeq lists its product as uncharacterized. Bases 1 to 1614 code for a protein of 537 amino acids. The record is from RefSeq and is a predicted model, not a curated record. Lineage: Eukaryota; Fungi; Ascomycota; Sordariomycetes; Sordariales; Podosporaceae. The transcript has a single exon.
AUGAUCAGCCACUCGCUUACCAACCUCAUUUUCAUCCGCAUCUGCAUUUUUCUCCUUGAAUAUGCUCUCUUCAUCGAGCUCUCACUUCUCAUUCUCACUUCACUCUUUUUCGGGCCUCAACCAACAUCGGGCUCCCCCACAGCAAUAGCCCUCAAACUAUUCAUCCUCACCCUCUGCAUCCUCGAGAUAUCCUCCCUCCUCUUCCUCUAUCUCCCCCACAAAGAACGCCUGCUCAAAAGCAAGGCCAUCUACCCCUCCCCACCACUUACCCGCUCUCAACGUCAAGCGCUCUUCCAACAAUGCACCGCCAACGUCCCCGACUGGCACCGUUACCUCCAACUCUGGUUCCUCAACGCCCCCCUCACUGAGAUAAAACGCGACAACAUCCGUGACUUCAUCCUCUGGGGCUUCUUCGACACCGACUCAACCGCCCCUCUCACCCCUGAAAUCGAACCCGAAAUCGACAGCUACAUCUCCCACAUCGAGACCCUUUCCAAUCGUAAAUUCCCUCCCGGCCGCGGCAACUCCACCACCGCCCUCCGCCUUACCUUUGAUCCGAUCCAAACCCGCUACAGAAGUAUCAUCUGGUAUCUCCUCGUCUGUGCCGUCGACGCCUUCACCCACCUCACCCUCUACCGAAACAACUUCUCCCACCACCGCCCCUAUUUCCCUCCUCCCCAAACCACAGCAACUGUCGUCUCUCCCAAAAUAUUCCACUCCUUCCCACCCCCAGUCCUAUCCCACCUCUUCCCCCACCGCCCCCCCUCCCCGGCAAACCACCUCUCUUACUACCUCCGCCCUCACCGAUCCCCAACCCACAAACCGGUAAUCUUCCUCCACGGAAUAGGCAUAGGCCUCUACCCCUACCCACCCCUCCUCCUCUCCCUCCCCAAGGAAAUCGGCAUCCUCAUCCUGGAAAACCUCCCCUUUUCCUCCCGCUUAACAUGCCCCCCAUUGUCCAAAACCCUCUUCCUCCAAGAACUAUCCUCCAUCCUCUCCCACUUACCGCCCUGCUGGGAGGAAUUCACCCUCGUAACCCACAGCUACGGCUCCGUCCUCGCAACCCACAUCCUAUCCGACACCACCCUCUCACCGCGCGUCACCAGCCUGGUGCUAAUCGACCCCGUGACCAUCCUGCUCCACCUCCCAGAUGUGGCCUACAACUUCACCCGCCGCCAACCCGCCAAAGCAAACGAAUGGCAGCUGUGGUACUUUGCCAGCACAGACCUCGGGGUAGGGGAGGGGCUGGGGCGGUAUUUCUUCUGGAGGGAGAAUAUCCUCUGGAGGGAGGACUUGACGACCACGACGACCCAAAGGAGAAAAGUGGCGGUUGUGCUGAGCGGGAGGGAUCUGAUAGUUGAUACCGGGACGGUGGCCAAGUACCUUGCUUGUGAAGAGGGGGAUUGGACAAAGGAAAAGGAUCACAGGUGGACAACAACAACAGCAACAACUGACGUGCCAGCAAAAAAAACACACAAAACACGGGACGGGAUAGAAAUCAUCUGGUUCCCCGAGCUAGACCACGCGCAGGUUUUUGAACAGAAAAAAGACUAUCAACUUGUUGCUGAGGUGGUGGAGAGUUAUUCUGGUCACAAAAAGGAGGACGGAAAAUAA